AUGGUGACGUGCGCGUUAGAUGGUGUUAUUACCUUCGGUUUGGCACUGUUGCUAGCGUCUGCGGUUGGUGGGAACCCGCUCGAACCGGACUGCCCGCUGGCGCGUUCUGCAGCAGCUACCACACCCGGAUGGCAACCCCGAACUCCGGAGCAAACGCUGUACGCGUACGUGCGUUGCCUCAACGAUUCGUCCGCCAGCAUUGAGAUGAAAAUCCGCUGGGUCAUGUGGCAGCCGGACCAAUCGCCCGAGAGCCAAUGCUACGUCAAGUGCGUCAGCGAGGAUCUGCGGCUGUAUGACCCUGCCCGGCGCCAAUUCGUGCCGGAACGGUUCGAGCAGCAGGCGCGUGCAUUCCACGAGGAUCCAAGCUCGGCCGACCUCCAGCAACUCUACGACGACGCAAACCGGUUGCUAGCGGGCGAACUGCCCGACAGUGAAUGUUCAACCGUUUUCGCGAAGUACGCACCAUUCUACGCCGUACAUCAGGAGCACAUACUGGACAUCUUCCACGGUGACUUACGCAAGAUCCUGAUCACGUACAAACAGCUGGGACCGCGCGUCAAACAGAUCGGACAGCCCUUUAUGGACUACUGCGAGAAGCGGUACGGUUUUGUGUGGUCGGAGGAGGAACAACGCCGCUGUCCCAAUCGAACUGCGGUAGACUGCAUACUGCACGGAUUCCGUUGGGUCACCGAGGAGGGUACGGUGAAUGUUGCGGAGAUUGUGCGAGAUUUCAGCGGGUUUGAGGUGGCGGCCAGCGAACUCGAACGGUGUCAAGUGGCAGAUGAGCUGUACUGGUGUCUACGCGCUAUCAGUGCAGACAAACUAUCGGCAGUGAUACGGCAGCGUAAUGCACAGACCGCGUACUAUUUCGAUCAGUCGUCCGAGGAUGAACCGUGGAAGUCGGCCGUGGAGUUUGGUAGUUCGCGUCUGAAUCGAGCUUCUUGA
This is a messenger RNA of Anopheles marshallii, 945 nucleotides long. Its product is annotated as 37 kDa salivary gland allergen Aed a 2-like. Gene Ontology annotation, molecular function: odorant binding. Bases 1 to 945 code for a protein of 314 amino acids. The transcript is spliced from 2 exons. Lineage: Eukaryota; Metazoa; Arthropoda; Insecta; Diptera; Culicidae. The record is from RefSeq and is a predicted model, not a curated record. Gene Ontology annotation, biological process: sensory perception of smell.